UUCUGGCUGCAGAGUGAAUCUGAUUUGAUGGUGCCAUUUUCCAAUGAACCCUCCCCAGCUGUGUGAGUGUGAAUCUAGCGGAAAUCCCUGCCUUCCCAUGCCCGGAUACUGCCUGCAAAAGCUUUUCCCACUCUGAGCAGAGAGAGAAGCAGGGGAGGAAAUAUGCAGCGGGGGAAGCCAGACGGAUUUUGCAAAGCUGCAGACAUGUCUCUCCGUCCUCUCUCCUAGCUGCUGGGGGGGUGCGGAUGGUUUGGCAUUGGGGGCUUGAGUUGCUCAGUUCAGGGACUAAAAAUCCUGUUGUUUUUUUUUUUUGUCCCCCCCCACCUUCCCCUUCUGGCUGUGGGAGUUGGUCAGUUUCGCAAGAGGAAAUCGACUAAAGGCACAGAUCCAGCCAGCAUGUGGGCCCGACGCCUUACUCCCGGGCCGCGUCUCUAGCAGGGCCAGGGGUCCUCCCCUGCUGGUGCAGCCAUGCCGCCGCGGCCGUCGUCCGGGGAGCUGUGGGGGCUGCACCUCAUGCCCCCCCGGAUCAUGGUGGAUUGCUGCCUCCCCAACGGCAUGCUGGUCACCCUGGAGUGCCUGCGUGAGGCCGCGCUGCUGGGCAUCAAACACGAGCUCUUCCGAGAGGCCCGGAAAUACCCCCUCUUCCACCUGCUGCAGGACGAAUCCUCCUACAUCUUCGUGGGGGUGACCCAGGAGGCCGAGCGGGAGGAGUUCUUCGACGAGUCCCGGCGGCUGUGUGACCUGCGGCUCUUCCAGCCCAUCCUCAAGGUCAUCGAGCCGGUCGGCAACCGGGAGGAGAAAAUCCUCAACCGGGAGAUCGGCUUCGCCAUCGGGAUGCCCAUCUGCGAGUUCGAGCUGGUGAAGGACCCCGAGGUGCAGGAUUUCCGCCGCUCCAUCCUGGCCGUGUGCCGCGAGGCCGUGGAGACGCGGGAGGCCGGCGGGCCCCACAGCCAGGCCCUCUACGUCUACCCCCCCAACGUGGAGUCCAGCCCCGAGCUGCCCAAACACGUCUACAGCAAGCUGGACAAGGGCCGGCUGAUGGUGGCCGUGUGGGUGAUCAUCUCGCCGCAGCUGGAGAAGCAGAAAUACACCCUGGCGGCCCCGCACGACGCGCGGCCCGGCCAGGUGAUCGCCGACGCCAUCCGCAAACGCAGCCGCAGCCUGCACCUGGCGCCCGAGCAGCUCCAACGCUGCCUGCAGGAGUACCAGGCCCACUACCUGCUCAAGGUGUGCGGCGCCGACGACUACCUGCUGCAGGAGUGUCCGCUCAGCCAGUACAAGUACAUGAGGAACUGCAUCGCCGUGGGGCGCCUGCCCCACCUCAUGCUCAUGUCCAAGGAGAGUCUGUACAGCCAGCUGCCGGCCAACGUCUUCCUGCUGCCCUCCUACGCCCGCCGGGCCGGCCCCGGCGCCCAUGCCAAUGGGGACCUGCCCGCCACCUCCCUCUGGUCCGUCCCCAGCUUGCUGAGCAUCCGCGUGCUGUGUGCGACCUCCCCAAAUGGCUCCUUCUCUCCCAUUUCCCAGAUCUACGUCCGGACGGGGAUUUACCACGGCGGGGAGCCCCUCUGCGACAAUGUCAACACCCAGCGCGUUCCCUGCUCCAACCCCAGGUGGAACGAAUGGCUCUCGUACGACAUCUACCUCGCCGACCUGCCCCGUGCUGCCCGCCUCUGCCUCUCCAUCUGCUCCGUCAAGGGCCGCAAGGGGGCGAAAGAGGAACACUGCCCCCUGGCGUGGGGGAACGUCAAUCUCUUUGAUUACAAAGAUACCUUGGUGGCUGGGAAGAUGGCGCUGAACCUGUGGCCGGUGCCCCACGGCCUGGAGGACUUACUGAACCCCAUUGGUGUGGGGGGCUCGAACCCUAACAAAGAGACCCCCUGCCUGGAGCUCGAGUUCACCGGGUUCAGCCACGCGGUGAAGUUCGCCGAUGAGGCGCAAAUCGAGGAUCACGCGAACCGGAGCAUGUCGCGGGAGCUGGGCCUCAACUGCUGCCUCACGGGACUGAGCAACCGCCUGGCCCGGGACAGCAGCCUGCUGGAGAACGAACUGGAGCAUCUCCGCAGCAUCUGCCACCGCGACCCCCUGUCGGAGAUCACCGAGCAGGAGAAAGACUUCCUCUGGAGGCACCGCCAUUACUGCGUGAACAUCCCAGAGACGCUGCCCAAGCUGCUGCUGUCCGUCAAGUGGAAUUCGCGGGACGAGGUGGCUCAGAUGUACUGCCUGCUGCGGGAAUGGCCCCUCAUCGAGCCGGAGCUGGCCAUGGAGCUGCUGGACUGUAACUUCCCCGACCCCCGGGUGCGGGAGUUCGCCCUCCGGUGCCUGGUCCAGGGGCUGACGGACGACAAGCUGAGCCAGUACCUCAUCCAGCUGGUCCAGGUCCUGAAGUACGAGCAGUACCUGGACAACCCGCUGGCCCGGUUCCUGCUCCGGAGGGCUUUGACCAACCAGCGCGUCGGCCACUUCUACUUCUGGCACCUCAAGUCAGAGAUGCACAGCAGGACGGUGAGCCGGCGGUUCGGGCUGAUGCUGGAGGCGUUCUGCCGGGGCUGCGGGAUGUACCUGAGACACCUCAACCGGCAGGUGGAGGCGAUGGAGAAACUCGUCAACCUGACGGACACCCUGCGGCAGGAGAAGAGAGACGAGACCCCGAAGAUGCAGAUGAAGUUCCUGGUGGAGCAGAUGAGACGCCCGGAUUACAUGGAAGCUUUGCAGGGCUUCGUCUGCCCCCUGAACCCUGUCCACCAGCUGGGCAAUGUCCGGCUGGACGAAUGCAGGAUCAUGUCGUCGGCCAAGCGGCCGCUCUGGCUGAACUGGGAGAAUCCGGACAUCAUGUCGGAGCUGCUCUUCACCAACCAUGAGAUCAUCUUCAAGAACGGGGAUGGUGAGGGGGGGCUGCGGGUCGGGAGUGAGGGGCGCGGGCUGCAGAUUAUCCGGAUCAUGGAGAACAUGUGGCAGAACCAAGGUCUGACCGUCUCUGGACUGGAGGGGGACCUCCGGAUGCUGCCCUACGGCUGCCUGUCCAUCGGGGACUGCGUGGGGCUGAUCGAGGUGGUGAAGAGCUCCCACACCAUCAUGCAGAUCCAGUGCAAGGGCGGCCUGAAGGGGGCGCUGCAGUUUAACAGCCACACCCUGCACCACUGGCUGAAGGACAAGAACAAGGGGGACAGUUACGACGCGGCCAUCGACCUGUUCACCCGCUCGUGCGCCGGGUACUGCGUGGCCACCUUCGUUCUGGGCAUCGGCGACCGUCACAACAGCAACAUCAUGGUGAAGGACGACGGGCAGCUCUUCCAUAUCGACUUCGGCCACUUCCUGGACCACAAGAAGAAGAAGUUCGGCUACAAGCGGGAGCGGGUUCCCUUCGUCCUCACCCAGGACUUCCUCCUCGUCAUCAGCAAAGGGGUGCCGGAGUGCACCAAGACCAAGGAGUUCGAGAGGUUCCAGGAGAUGUGCUACACGGCCUACCUGGCCAUCCGGCACCACGCCAACCUGCUGAUCAGCCUGUUCUCGCUGAUGCUGAGCUCGGGGCUGCCGGAGCUGCAGUCCUUCGACGACAUCGCCUACCUGCGCAAGACGCUGGCGCUCGACAAGUCGGAGCCGGAGGCGCUCGAGUACUUCACCAAGCAGAUGAACGAAGCCCACCACGGCGGCUGGACCACCAAGAUGGACUGGAUCUUCCACACCAUCCGCCACAUGCCCCUCAGCGAGGCCGGGCACGACUGAGGGGCCCCGCCCCCUCGGCUCGGGGCCCCGCCCCCGCGGCUCGGGGCCCCGCCCUUCCUGGGGGCUCAUGCCCCACCCGCCACCCAACCCUCGCUUCUUGGGCGUGUGGCUGAGGCCGGGGCGGAGCCAGGUCCCUGAGCCCCGCCCAUGCUGGAGGGGGGUGGGCUGUCAGCGACACCGGGGGGGGGAGGGGGCAGGGUGUCUCCCACUUGGGGGGGGUGUCUCCCAGGAGCACAGGCCCCGCCCUUCUUGCCUGGGCUCUGUUGCUCCUCCCCCGGGAGGAGGACCCAUCAGCCCCUCCCAUCCUUGGGCGGGGUGGGCGUAGACACUCACGCCUGCUAGGGGCAGAGGGUGCGGCCAAGCACUUAAGCCCCUCCCCCUUGGGCGGGGCCUGGGGUGAGUCCCGCCCCUUCUGGGUGUGCCCAGGGGAAGGGGGCCUUCCAGCUCCAUCCUUUUCACAGGAGGAAGUGAGGGGUGGGGUCAAAUGCAUUGUGCCCCUCCCCUCAGGGGGGAGGGCAGAAGCCGGAGAGCCUUAAGCCCCCUCCCCCUGUGGGGGGACUGCACUGAGGGGGCGGGGCAAAGAGGGGGUGAACCGUCCCCCGGAGAUUCCUGCUGGUUGCAGGGGCUGGAGGGGAGUCCUGCCCCCUUGACCUCUGACCCCCUUGGUCUUUCGGGGGGACAGUCAAGGGGGAUUUAACUCCCUUUUUGAGGGCGAAAGAGCUUGGGUCCCCCUCCCCCAAAAUCCUCCAGUGCACCUGAGCACCCAGACCCCGCCCGCUCUGAUACUUGAAUCCUGCCCCCCCCCCAAUCUGCUGGGGGUGGGGCAGAUACUUGAAAUUUUUGCCUGGAGAAUUUUUUUGUUCUUGUUGCAAAAAUACAAUUUUUUAAAAAGCCCGAACUGGCCCUGAACUGUGGGGGAUGGGGGGGGGGGCUCUGCACGGGGGGGCUGGUACCCGUGGGGCCAGGGGCCGUGCCCCAUUCCCCGCCCCCCCUGUGCAAGAGAAAUCUGGAGGGGGGGUUCAGGGUCCCCUGGAAAUAGACACAGGGAGCUGUAGCAUCCAUUUUUAUUCAGCUUUCCGGCUCCAGGGGUGGGAGGGGCAACACCUGCCCAGCUGGACUGGUCUGAGGGGGACCCCCCC
Caretta caretta (loggerhead turtle) is the source of this 4862-nucleotide messenger RNA. NCBI's taxonomy places the organism in Eukaryota, Metazoa, Chordata, Testudines, Cheloniidae. The record is from RefSeq and is a predicted model, not a curated record.